AAGUAUGAUGGAAAAUAACCCAUUUGCUUUUUCUUUUUUUCUGUCGCUUCUCGCUUGUUUGUUGUUUGGAAAAGGAACAGCUUUGUUGUCCUGUACUUUUAGCGGAGGAUCGCCAAGAAUUAACAAAAUUCUGUAAUUCUUUAAAUCUAUUCGACUGAAUGGAAAUCUUUCUCUUGUGGGGCCCUAUAUCUUGUGUAUGACUUUUGAGAAUCAAGUCUUGUAACUUGAGCAUGGCAGAAGAACCAAAGCCUCCGACAUCGGAUUCCUUUGAUGCUGCUCCAUCGUUGGAACGAUAUCCGACGCCUAGACGUCCACUCCUACCAAAGCUUGGUCGGACUUCUCGCCAAAGAAAAAUAUACAUUUGCCUCUUUGUCACAUCCGUCUCUCUGGCUAUUUUCCUACCCAUCCUUUUUCUCGUCAUUGUACCGAAAAUUGCCCAAGCCAACAUUAAUGGAAGUAAAUUGACGUUAUCGUCAGCGUCUAUUUCAAAGGCUACGUCGUCUUCGUUUGCGCUAUCGUCUCAAGGUUUUGUGGAAGAUGCUGGAUCCAUCGAUGCCACAAUAUCCUUUGUAGACGGGACUGUGGAUGUGACAUGGACCGGAUCAGGGACAAACGGCACAGAUGUGCCAUUGGCACGGAUCCUAGGAAUGCCCGAUUUGGUGGUCAAGGGAGCAAAAGGAGAUUUGGCAAUAAAGGAUGCCAAUGUGCAAAUUGUAGAUACCGCGGCCAUGACAAAGUUUGCCCGAUUUAUGAUGUUGGGAGCAGACUUUGAGUGGAGAUUGAACGGAAAAGCGCAAGCCAAGGCGUUCGGUAUGACCAUCAAAGGGCUCACCAUGGACAAGACAGUGAAAAUGAAAGCCUUGAAUGGUCUCAGAAAUAUCAGCAUUACUUCUUUUGAUUUGCCACGGAAUGAUCCUGCGGGCGGGAUCCAGAUUGUGACAACAACGCUGAUGGAUAACCCAUCCCCUAUGACAAUCGAAUUGGGCACCAUCGAAUUCUCGGUGAGCUUUGAAGGAGCCACGGUCGGCACCUUGUCUGCGAAAAACGUGACAUUGGUUCCAGGAGCGAACUCAUUGCCUCUCUCCGGGCGGUUACUGACUGGCACUACACCGACGGCCCUCAAAGCAUUAUCGCAGAUGUUUACGUCGUAUAUUGCUGGACAGCCGGCCAACUUGACCGUUACUGGGACAAACGUUGUUCCUCCUAGUGGUGCCGCCGAUUGGUUGGUUAAAGGAUUCCAAGGCAUCCCACUUUCCGUCUCCCUCGUCCCGCCAGUUCCUCAAAAACUUAUAUCGGACAUUAAAUUGGGUGAUAUGGAUGUGGCAUUUUCCCCGAAUGAUCCUUCUGGCCUCUCAGCUGCCGUAUCAGUUGGCUCUUUGACAGCAACAUUCAAAUCUCCUUUAGCAUUCCCACUCAAAAUCAACCAAGUUCAACAGCGCAUUACCAUUACCUCCGCAUCAACCAAGGAAGAUAUCGCAACGUUAGAAGCUCCCACCGCUGAAGCAGAUGGCGACAGUACGAAAGGGACUCUUUCGACAAAGGUGGCCGGUGGCACCUUGAAGGCAAUACCCGGGAAAAACGCCCAAUUUGCCGAGUUUAUGAAAGGACUGUUGACGGGGGACACUGUACCAUUUCCGCUGAAGGGUAGUUCAACGGUGCAGGCGGCAACUGCUGCUGGAGUUGUAACAAUUAGUAACGUGCCUAUCGUGGACUCUCCUACGGUCAAAGGCAUGAAUUCACUUCGCAAUAUUAGAAUCAACUCUGUUGCAAUCAAGGGCGGAUCUCAAGCCGGCAUUCAACUUGAGAUUGGCACGAUACUUGGAAAUCCAUCACAAAUAAGUCUGUCGGGCCUCGGAGAAAUCACAUUUGAUAUGGUGUUCCAAAAUCAGAAAGUCGGGACUGUGUCUUUGCCUGAUACUGGAAUCAAGCGUGGAGAAAAUGCCAUUACGGCCACAGCCCUCUUCAACCCCGCACCAGAUUCCGCCGAUGCCUUGGCAGCUGGCAAAGUGAUGCUGACAAACUUCCUCGGUGGUCGCACCUCUACCAUCACCAUUAACGGCACCCCGCAAAGCGGUCGCAUUGGAUCCCUGGCACCUGCUCUUGCCACACUUUCCAUUCCCACGACUCUCAACGGCAUCCAACCAACACUAAUCCAAUCUACCACGUUAUCCCUCAACGGCGUCCUCGGCACCAUCAUAAGCCAAACUGCAUCUGUCACAAUAGCUCUCACCAAUCCCUUUGACGCCCCGUUCACAUUAGUCUCCCUCGACAGUACAAUCAAGAGUAGUGGUCAAACCAUCGCGGCGAUCGAAUCCCAAACUGUCUCUCCCGCUUUUACUCUCCAAGGCAAGACAUCUGGGUCUACCCCCAAGAUUGACCUCAAGCUGCAAAUCAAUGGAGCCGCCAUCACUGGCUUGUUCCAAGCGGUUGGAGGAAACCUCUUGGUUGACGUAACAGCGGAAAUGAGGGUUAGAGUUGGGAGCUAUGAAACCACUAUCGCCUAUGCCCAAAAUGGCGUCAGGACGUCGUUGGGAUCCCUUUUCUAGAUACCUCAUAGUUAGUAUCAGUAUAGUAUAUAUACGAUGCAUGUAAUAUUCUGUAUGUAAUGCCUAAAUACGUAGCUGAGCCCUGGUGGCCAGUAUUUCCCUUUUGC
Messenger RNA from Spizellomyces punctatus DAOM BR117, 2653 nucleotides. RefSeq lists its product as uncharacterized. Lineage: Eukaryota; Fungi; Chytridiomycota; Chytridiomycetes; Spizellomycetales; Spizellomycetaceae. Gene Ontology annotation, cellular component: fungal-type vacuole membrane. The transcript is spliced from 4 exons. The record is from RefSeq and is a predicted model, not a curated record. Bases 231 to 2546 code for a protein of 771 amino acids.